Molecule: messenger RNA, 2180 nt
Organism: Salmo salar (Atlantic salmon)
Lineage: Eukaryota; Metazoa; Chordata; Actinopteri; Salmoniformes; Salmonidae
Product: calcium homeostasis modulator protein 6
Cellular component (GO): plasma membrane
Molecular function (GO): monoatomic cation channel activity
Source: RefSeq, a predicted model, not a curated record
CCCCCGGACCGAUUAGAUCUGUAAACAGGUUGUAUAUGAGUUGAUAAGUGAAAAACUGUUUUAGAAACCCAUGAUGUUCAUCAAGGUUGUUUUCAGAGGAAGUGACAAUUUCCGGGGAGAAGUGUGGUGUAUUGAGAAAUGUGUAAAUGAGUUUAGAGGAAGGCACAGUGAUGCCGAAACGUUGGUAAAUACCCAUUAAAUUGCUGGUAGAUGACACAUGGAGUGUGCGACUUUCUUUAUUUUGAUAGUUUAAUGAGUUUAGAUGUAAAAUGGUUGCAAAUAGUCAAUGGGAUUUGUAUGCAGGGGUUGAGUUAUUUGAAUUAACAAAUGAUAAUGGGGUUUCCGUUCUUGCAUUGAAGUAUUUGGAUUAGGAGAUGCAAGGGUGGUAAAAGUUCAAGGAUGCAUUGGAGAGUUGGGCUGAAGACGCUGUAGAGAGUAGUCGACUGUAAUGUGUUAAGGAGAACAUUAAAUAAAUCUAUUCCGUUUAUUAUAAGUACGCUUCGGAGUCUUCAGUAAAAGAACCCAGCAUCUUAGGAUGCAACAGUAUCGUCCAUAAAUAAACUGUAGCCUAGUGAAGUGAGUCACACCCUGAGUUGGAGGAGCGCCAGAGAGGACAGGGGAACUUUAUAUGCUUCCCAUGACUUGCUAUCAGCAGAAGUGCCUGUGAGUCCUGUGCGUCUGGAAAGAUGGAUAUGUUCAAAACUGUUCUUAAAAUUGUUCAGAAACAGCAGACUAGUCUCGGGUUUGGUUUAGUUGCGUUGUUAACUGCAGGCGGGGAACAGAUAUUUUCGUCAGUGAUGUUCAGAUGUCCUUGCAGUAACUGGAACUUUUCCUACGGCAUGGUGUUUCUCUUAGUGCCUGCUCUGGCAUUGUUGGUGUUAGGUUACAUCAUGAGCAAUAAAACAUGGAAAUUGUUUACAGGUUUGUGUUUACGCAAAUCCAAAUGUUGUCAUUUUAAAUAUUUUUGCGCCUGUGGGGUGGUCUUCUUUCAGAUCACCACGACAGCACUAGUUGCACCUGUGAGUUGGAUUGCAGUCGCUUUGCUCAAUGGCAAUUACUUUGAAUGCGCCAUGACUGGUAUCAAUGUAACGGUUUUCACAAACCACCUUUGCGAUGGGAAGAGUCCGCAGUGCCAGGAUGAACUUUAUAAAUUCCCCUGUGGGAGAGCCACCCACGUGCCACAAUCUGACAGCAAUGAUGUGCUGGCAACCAUCCGCGCUGAGUCGCAGGUCCUGGGUUGGCUACUGAUCGCCUCCAUCAUGGUCUUCAACCUCCUGCUGAUCUGCGUUGCCCGGUGUAACUCCCCAGUCAGCUACCUGCAGCUGAAGUUCUGGAGGGUCUAUGCCCAGUGGGAGAGUGACCUGCUGGAAAGCUACAUGGCAGAUCAUGCUGAAAAGCUUGCAGAGAGGAAUCUGAAGAGCUUCUUCCAGCAGAUGCCUCCAGAGCCUGUCACGACCCCACCUAACCAGGCCUGGGAGAAGAUCUCGUCCCUCUACAGGUUCAGCACCAGAGACCAAUACUACAGCAUCCUGCACAAGUACGUGGAGAAGUGCCAUGACCCUGCAGAGGCCAGGGACCACAGGAUGUCAUCUGUCAGGUCAGACGGUCCAGACACUGCUAAUCCAUCUGUGCUCGCCUUUGUGGAUGAGGGCAAGAUGAUGCUGUGAAUGGGCAUGCAUAUGAUCAUAGGAACAGCAGUGACAGCAUCACUAACAUGGCACUAUCGGUAACCAUCCGUAUUACUUUUAGCAUCAAAGUUAUGACUCAUUAUAGAGGAUUGUUGUCAGCAUUAUACUCUUCGUCAUCAUCAUCAUUAUCGCUGUGCAUCAGGGGAUUUUUCAGUAGAAAGACCAACCACAUCUGAUUAACCACUCUCAGGUCUUUGCUUGAAUGACAAUACUUCCCAAUUUUAUAUUGUUACUUGAAAGUUCACUCGCUGUAUCACCAGCGCUGCUUGCAGCUUUUUAUUUAAAAUUCUAUGCUCAGAAGGGAUUCUUUUUUUGUUUGAAAUAGUUGAUCAUACUUUCUUUCCCUUUUACUUUUCUGUUUAGUAUUUUUAUGCUCCUCAGACUUGGCCUACAUACAGGUGGUCUGUGGCAUUAAACAGGAAACGCAUGGUCUGGUUCUAUUAAGUAAGGAGCUAAGUGCAAAAUACUUUCAAUAAAAGCCUGUUACCAGUG